Seriola dumerili (greater amberjack) is the source of this 2695-nucleotide messenger RNA. RefSeq names its product protein CDKN2AIP homolog A-like (gene cdkn2aip). The transcript is spliced from 4 exons. Lineage: Eukaryota; Metazoa; Chordata; Actinopteri; Carangiformes; Carangidae. The record is from RefSeq and is a predicted model, not a curated record. Gene Ontology annotation, cellular component: nucleolus; nucleoplasm. Bases 143 to 1105 code for a protein of 320 amino acids.
UUGAGCUAACGUUCCUCGGCUAGCCGUUUGUUAGUUAGUUGCUAAAGUCAGUUUCUCUCUGGAAAACAUUUACUUGUUAGCUUAACUAUGCUACAACCAGGCAACAAAACACAGCUGUACGCAGUCUAACGCGCUGAGUAGGAUGGCGGGGGAGAGGAGCGGAGAGGAAAUAGUUUCAGAGUACCUGGGCCAGAACCCGCAGCUGGCCCAGUGGGUCGAAACUCUCAGGAGCUACUGUGAGAGCAACAAACAGUGGUUCGCUCGGAGGGAGUUUAUCUUGAGAAACAUGGAGGCUUUCCCCACAGUGGAGCCUGGAGUCCCCAGCAGCAGUCUUGACAGGCUGCUCUCUCUGUCCAUGGUCUGGGCAAAUCACGUUUUCCUCGGCUGCAGUUAUCCACAGCCUGUAAUGGACAAGAUCAAGGAUAUGGGUGAGGGGAUAGUUGUCCAAGACCCUCCAGUUCACAAAACGACAAAAGAUGGAGCCAUGGCCAAAGGAAAGCGGAGUGCCACAACUGAAGGCGAUGCUGACAGCUGUGUGAAAAGAGCCAAAUGUGGGUCUAAUGAGCCUGACAGUCGACCUCCUGGCAGGACAGCCACACGGUCAGUGAGUCAGAAAGCAGGACCUCCUCCACAAGCUCCAGCAGAGCACCAGCCCUUCUUCAACCGCCUCUACAAGGCUGUGGCAUGGAAGUUGGUCUCGGCAGGGGGCUUCGGUCCCAACCUGGACCAUUUUGAAAUACUUCGUAGCUGUGUAGAGUCAUGUAAACAGACCCUGACCUCCGUGUUUGUGCCACUGAAAGACAUCACAGGCCUCCCUGCAGGUCGCACACAGAAGGAAGGCCAUGUGUGUGAAAUUCGCUGUCAGACUGUCUACAUGGGCACAGGAUAUGGGCGGGAUGAGGCUGCUGCCAGAGCCAUGGCUUCCAAAGAAGCCUUAAAAGUCUUUCAGGGGCGAAAAGUGACAGUAAAGAUCUGUAGACGGAGAUACAAAGGGAAAGAUGUGGAGGAUUUGAUGUUGUUGGACGAGCAGCCUCGGAGUCAGGGCUUUCCUCCUGCGCUCAGCUACCCUUUUCUGGACGAGCAGCUGGAGGAUGGUUCUUCGUAGAGAAGACAGACUGUGACAUUUGCCCUGCUGUGAUCCCAGUCGGAGCAUCGACAAGUGGCAUUUACUGAAUGGAGCUACUGAAGGAAUUCAUAACUGUGUCAGGACCAAACUGUUAUGCAGCUGAACAUCAACUAGACUUGAGAAUCAUUAAGUACCUAGACCAUUAACUAUCAUGACACAUUUCCCACAUUACUUUAGUGUCAUAACACAGGUGAUACGUUAUUUGACAAAAAUCUGUGAUAAAUCACCAAAACAGGAAAACAAAGUCCUUAAAUCUGCAAAAAAACAAGAAUCUUAUACGGUAUUGACUACAUAUUCCACCUCUUUCAGUUUUACAAAGUUUUAUAGACAACAGUGUAACAGUUCGUGGAAUUAGAGCAUGUGCCAUCAUUUAAAAGUCAAACAGCCAUAAACUGGUAAAAAAGCUCAACUGUCAGAGGGCGAAACAGUUUAAGAGUUAAGAUAAAGGCAGCUUAAAAUGCCACCUUAAUAAAUUAGAACAUUUUACUUAUGUGAUUAUUUGUCCCAAUUUUUUUAUUUUUUAUACUCCAAACCUCACUUUGUUGCAUUUUUGGUUUGUUUAGAUUACCACUAUUCACUUACAAGGGAAACAAAAGUCACAUGAACAAACUAAUUACUUGUCUUUUACAGUUUUGAUCACCUGCCGUUCUGCCAUGGUACAGAUUUUGGCAGCAGGAUGCAGUCAAAACUAAUACAGUCACUGUAACUUUUCCUGAACAUGAUGGACUUGUCUGUUAUGUGCAUACCAGUUGAGAAUACAAACAUACCUGAAUAUUAAGUAUCAAACCAAACUUUAUUUUGAUACUUUAGUUUCUGUAACUAUAAGUGACUGUUGGAAUGUCAGAUGUCAAUAUUUUUUUAAUAUUUGUUCCCAUUAACCUAGUCAAUUUUAGGGUUGUCUCUUGAGACAGGUUGGAGUUGCAUUCCCUAAUGACCCGCACUUUAAUUGUGUUAACACAGGACUGGGCCUUGCUUGUCUUUUUUAAGCCAGAGAAAUGGUGGUGAUCCAAGUUGUUUAAUACGAGCUCCAGUCAGUCCAGUUCUUGAUUAAAACUAGGAGUUCAGUCGUAAUCUUCUGAACAGUGAUUUAACAAAUAACCACACACAGAGUUUCUGCAGUCAGAGUAAUGCAAAGUUUUGAUGGUUUGAGUUUCAUUUCACUGCAUAUGUGCAGAGUUUUCAGCUUUUGUGUUCUUUUCAAUGACUUGACCAGCUACAGUACCCAUCAUACUGUACACAGAAGUACUAACGGCUAUUGCUUUUAUUUUAAUUUAAAAUAAUUAUUAGUUGACUGAUUAAAAAACCAAAACAGCGAGACCCACACUAUGUUGAAAAUAUUGGGGUGUCAUAAUUAAGAAUAUUCAUUUGAACACAGUUAAAUCCAGUGUGUACAGUUAUGAUGUGUUUGGGGGUAAAGUGCUGCUGUGAUGUGAUUUUUGUUUCUUGAUUUCCAGUCCAGUUGAAGUUGAACAGGUUUGCAUUGAAGUGUGAGUAUCUACACUGUUCUAUGUUACUGUGCGUUUACACCAGUGGUCCUGUUUCUAUAUAUUUUUUAAAUAAACAUAAUUU